This is a messenger RNA of Homarus americanus (American lobster), 3875 nucleotides long. Its product is annotated as alpha-tocopherol transfer protein-like. NCBI's taxonomy places the organism in Eukaryota, Metazoa, Arthropoda, Malacostraca, Decapoda, Nephropidae. Gene Ontology annotation, molecular function: phosphatidylinositol bisphosphate binding. Gene Ontology annotation, cellular component: membrane. The transcript has 8 exons. Bases 68 to 1318 code for a protein of 416 amino acids. The record is from RefSeq and is a predicted model, not a curated record.
AGAGGCAACAGGUCUGGGUUGGUGUCCCGGCAUCUCAACGUAGGGAUUGUGUGACGAGGCAGCAGAGAUGGUGGAGACUCGAGAAGAGGCUGGGAUGGCUGCUGUCCACCCAGCACCCCAGAGCUUACAGGGACCACUUGAUCAACACUCCAAUGACAAAGAGGAUUCUCAGAAAGCAGAGGAAAAAAAAUUAAAACCUGGGGCCACAGUGGAGGUAGACAUUAAAGAUAAAGAAGAGACGACAAAAACUACAGAUGUUACAAAUGAAUUGGAAACAAUAAAAGGAACAAGUGAGGUAGUGGAACAAAGAGAGGAAGAAGUAUCCACUUGCGAGGAAGUGGAUGCUGCAGUACAGGCAGCACUGAGGGUGGACAGGAGGGUUGUGUCUGAAGUUGAAGAUGGGGCUCUUCCACAAGAAUUGGCUGCUGAAGCAGAGUGGGACCUCCACGAAAAACCAGAGUGGGUUGACCGGGAUGUACAAGCACUAAGGGAGAUGGUUGAAGCAGAGCCAGGAUUACGCUCACGCCUAGACAAGCCAUUCCUGCUUGCUUUCUUGAGAGCACGGAAGUUUGACUAUGAUAAGGCAAUGGCUAUGAUACGCAGUUAUUAUCGAGCACGACAGGAGAAUGCUGAUAUGUACAUUGAAUUAUACCCUUCUGCACUGGAGCAUGUGUGGCCUCUGCAGAUGCAAACUGUUCUCCCAACACCUGACCGCCUUGGAAGGACUGUGAUAAUCUUUAGGACAGGAGCUUGGCUGCCAGAGGCUUGUGGCCUAGAUGAUGUAUUUCGGUCGCAGGUUGUACUACUGGAACAUGUGGUGAGGCUACCAGUCACACAGCUUCGCGGCAUUGCAGCUAUUGUGGAUUGUUCAGGGCUAUCCAUGACUCAUGCUUACUACCUUACACCUACUCAUAUAAGACGGAUGAUAUCAGUUAUACAGGAAGUGUUCCCUCUGAGGUUCAAGGCUCUUCAUUUUGUACAUGAACCUUCUAUAUUUGACUGGGUCUUCAGCCUCAUCAAGCCCUUCCUCUCAGAGACCAUAAAGGGACGGUUACAUUUCCAUGGAGAAGAUUUGGAGUCUCUUCACCAACACAUUCAAGCUGAGGAAUUACCAGAAGAGCUGGGAGGUACUCAGGGUCCUUUGGAUAAUACCUUCCUUUUAGAAAACUUGAAAAAACACGAGGAUUACUUUAAAGAACAUUUCAUCUAUGGUUUUGAGGCGUGUGAGGAACCUCCAAGGCAGGGAACCAUGAUGGAAGCAGUUACAGACAUGGGCAGUUUGAUCGGUAGCUACUACAGGAGAAUGUGCAUAGACUAGUGCUAGCAGCCCUGCACUAGUGACUUCUAGUGCAAUCAAGAAGACUAAUGUGACAGUGAUGGUAGUCUGUUCUGUGAUGAAAUUGUAAUUUGGUGUUCAUGUACCUAUUGAAGGUAGGAAAUAGCAUAGUUGUUGCAUGGUGGCCUUAGUAUUGUACUGGAGGUGAGUAAAUUAGUUUAUGUAUUCUCAGGGAAAAGUUAUUGCCUCAGUUUUAUAGGAGGAAAUAGUAAAGCCAUAGGAAAGGGUAAACUUUGUUGUACUUUAUUUGUAGAAAAACUCUUGUGAUAAUUGUUAAACUUUAUCCAAGAAGCAAGUGGCUGUUUUAUGAAUGUAAGUAAGGUACAUUGUUUUACAAUGUAAUGGGCAGACCCAAAUGUUAACAGUUUGAUCACAUGUAUGUACAAGUUACACCCCACGAUCUAAGCAAGUAUGUCUUGUAGGUGAUGCAUAUAGCUGGUGAAUCAUUUGCAAGUUUCUCCAUGGUCAGACUGAGGCAAUACCAUAUUGUCUGGGGUCACCACACUGCCUCCAUUGUCAAGGUCUUAGUGCAGAGCUGUAAGUUCUCUAACACUACUGUAGUGUGUGUAGGGACAGAGUGACCUCUUAUUGGGAGGAAAAUUGCCCGUGGCAAUCUUGUUAUCAUUGUAGGAAAUAACAGUUUAAUGAUGAAUAGGUAGAUAUAUUAAAAUUUAUAGACUAAAUGCUCAAUGAAUAGUCAAUGAAUUUACUAAUUUUUGACAUUACCAUUUGUUUAAAGUGUUAAGAAUGUCACAUAACAAAGGUACAAGUCAGUACAGUAUAUUGGAACAUUUAAUAUAACUUUGUAAAGAGUUUUCCUAAUUGAUUUAAAUUACAGUUGUCUUUUGGUCUCUACAGUUUUAUAAUUGCAAACAGGUAGUUGUCCUUCAAAUUGCUUUACAGUAUAACUGACAAAUAUUUCUUGUUGAACAUGUACCAGAAUGAGCAUAUUUUUUUAUGAUUUAAUUCUUAAAUACUGUAUACACUUAUUAUGUCAAUUCAGCUUUAACAUAGAAUGUGUGAUAAUAUAUUGUUCAAUUUUGAUAAUGGAGCGUUAAGUGUCAGUGUGGGCACAAUAUUGUACUGUACCCACAAUCCACGAGCUCAGGACUCAACUGUGGCCAUGACACUGUCUGUUUUGUGUUAUGGUGUAUUCCUUAACGGCCCAAAGCUUAAAUGCCCGGAAGAAUAGCACAAGUGAAAAAUUUAAAAAAAAAAAAAAAUAGAUUUAGGACAAGAUUAUAAAUUUUGUUUGUACAGAAUAUGCAAUUUGUCUCAUAUUUUCCUCUCUAUGACAUUUGUAAUGUUGUCGGGGUAAAAUAUGAUAGUAGAUUAAUAGUUUGGGAUGGAAACCCAUUUGUGAGAAUAAUAGUUUCAAACCUCAUUUAACAGCAAUAAUUUAUUUAGUUUUAAUAUUAUUUUUUUUUCAUGCAAGAAGACUUUAUGUCCAGCAGCAGAGAUACAGUAUAAUGAACACUUGUAUUGCCUUUUUGUAUUUAAGGUUCUAAAGGAUGUAUCAUAGUUAGUGUAUAUCUUGUGGUAAAAAGUUUAUGAAUAUUAGUGAUAGUAUCCACAGUUGGAAUGGUAGAGUAUUAUUAACAAUGUUGGAUUGUUAGAGUCCUUAUCAUGAAUGAAGGGAUGAUUACAAGAGAAUAAAGCUUCACUGUAUUAUCAGAGGAAUAGAUGAGGAAAUUAAGUGUAGCUAAUAUCAGGAAUUGUGAUACAAUCAGUUGAUGACUUACAGGGUGGGGGCACAGUAGUUAGUCAGAUAUAUUUAAUGUAUUUGAGGAGUCUGGGAUACGAAAGUGCUAUGCAAAUACGGGGGGUAGUUUCAUUUGACUAAAUAAGGCAGUAUAGUCAUCUCUGAUGACUGGAUUCUGAAGAAAGGUGGAAUGACAGGUCCUGAGCAUACAAAAAAAUAAAAUUAUCUUCAACUUUACCUCUAUUAUCUUCCAGUUGUGGAUAUUGUUACUUAUUUUCUUGUUUGAAAUCACUUUACUGAAACAAAUGAACAUCUUAAUUUUUGUAAUUUUAUAGUUAAAGUGAGGACAUUUAAUGUGACGGAAGAGAUCUACAGGGUAUGGUACUUGGGGUACCAAAUUAUAUAAACAUUGAUAAGUGCAUUAAUUAUUUAAAAGUAUGCAGUUUAUAUUUGCUGUGAAAGUGUACAGUAUGGUAUUUGUCAUGUAGCUGUUUAGAUAGAUGUAUUGAACAAUGAUCAAGGUGAAUUUUGAACAUUUACAUGGGCCACUGAAAAUCAUUUAUCGUGUUAGGAGGUCAUUUACAUAGUUCCCAUACCAUGACAAUACUCUUAUAUUGUGACAUAACAUGUCAAAGGUUGAUUUAAAAUUUAAAAAAAUAAACAGAUCCUAAAUGCAGUGAAAAGUUGUGGUAAGGUUCUGUUGAAAGAAGAGAAGUUUUAAAUUAUAGAUAUUCUUUUGGUAGAUACUGUACAGUAUAAUUAUGAAGAUUCAAAUUUAAUAGAAUAAAGUUUUGAAGCCAUGAAUAAUUAGAUGUCUAUUAAAAAUAUGCAAUCUGA